Messenger RNA from Budorcas taxicolor (takin), 5662 nucleotides. RefSeq names its product cap binding complex dependent translation initiation factor (gene CTIF). Gene Ontology annotation, biological process: regulation of translational initiation. Bases 68 to 1870 code for a protein of 600 amino acids. The record is from RefSeq and is a predicted model, not a curated record. Gene Ontology annotation, cellular component: cytosol. Lineage: Eukaryota; Metazoa; Chordata; Mammalia; Artiodactyla; Bovidae. The transcript is spliced from 12 exons. Gene Ontology annotation, molecular function: translation activator activity; protein binding; RNA binding.
CCACCCCCAACUCGGGCUCGGAGCGGCGGCCUGAGGAACCCCGAGCCCAGGCCCCUGAGCGGGAGGGAUGGAGAACUCUUCAGCAGCGUCCGCCUCCUCCGAGGCCGGGAGCAGCCGCUCCCAGGAAAUUGAGGAGCUGGAGCGCUUCAUCGACAGCUACGUGCUGGAGUACCAGGUGCAGGGGUUGCUGACCGACAAGACAGAGGGUGACGGCGACAGCGAGAAGACGCAGUCCCACGUCUCCCAGUGGACAGCAGACUGCAGUGAGCAGCUGGACAGCAGCUGUUCCUUCUCCCGAGGACGAACGCCUCCGCAGCAGAAUGGCAGCAAAGACACCUCUCUGGACAUGCUGGGCACAGAUAUCUGGGCUGCCAACACCUUUGAUUCCUUCAGUGGUGCCACCUGGGACCUGCAGCCUGAAAAGCUGGACUUCACCCAGUUCCACAGGAAGCUUCGACACACGCCCAAGCAGCCCCUGCCACACAUCGACCGGGAAGGGUGUGGAAAAGGGAAGCUGGAAGAUGGGGAUGGAAUCAACCUGAACGACAUCGAGAAGGUCCUCCCGGCCUGGCAGGGCUACCACCCGAUGCCCCACGAGGUAGAGAUCGCGCACACGAAGAAGCUGUUCCGGAGGAGGAGAAAUGACCGCAGGCGGCAGCAGAGACCCCCAGGAGGGAACAAGCCUCAACAGCACGGUGACCACCCGCCGGGCAGUGCCAAACACAACAGGGACCACCAGAAAUCCUACCAGGGGGGCUCGGCACCCCACCCCUCAGGGAGGUCCAGCCACCACGGCUACAGCCAGAACCGGCGCUGGCACCACAGCAACAUGGAGCAUCCUUCCGGCGACAAGGGGAAGGCAGGCGCCCACCGCAACGCCAAAGAGACCGUGCCCACGGAGGGCCCCAGACUCGAGGAUGCCCUGGGGGAUGCUGGGCACGGCGGCCUCGAGUCCCCCCGCAGCCCUGAUGCCCUGGCCCUAGCGGCUUCCGAGAGGCUCACCCUGCUGCAGCCGGGGUGUCCAGAGGCCGAGACAAAGCUUAAAGACAGUAUUAUUCCUGAGCGCGGCGGGGAGCGCCCCAAAAUUACCCUGCUCCAGUCUUCCAAAGACAGGCUGCGGCGAAGGCUGAAAGAAAAGGUACCGGAUGAAGUGGCUGUGGAGACCACCAGCCCUCAGCAGAACAAGAUGGACAAGUUGAUUGAGAUUCUGAACAGCAUGCGGAACAACAGCAGCGAUGUGGAUGCCAAGCUCACCACCUUCAUGGAGGAGGCCCAGAACUCCACCAACUCAGAGGAGAUGCUGGGGGAGAUCGUGCGCACCAUCUACCAGAAGGCCGUGUCCGACCGCAGCUUCGCCUUCACGGCCGCCAAGCUCUGCGACAAGAUGGCGCUCUUCAUGGUGGAGGGGACCAAGUUCCGCAGCCUGCUGCUCAACAUGCUGCAGAAGGACUUCACGGUGCGGGAGGAGCUGCAGCAGCAGGAUGUGGAGCGUUGGCUGGGCUUCAUCACCUUCCUGUGCGAGGUCUUCGGCGCCAUGCGCAGCAGCACGGGCGAGCCCUUCCGCGUGCUGGUCUGCCCCAUCUACACCUGCCUCAGGGAGCUCUUGCAAUCUCAGGAUGUGAAGGAAGAUGCCGUCCUGUGCUGCUCAAUGGAGCUGCAAAGCACAGGCCGACUGCUGGAGGAGCAGCUGCCCGAGAUGAUGGCCGAGCUCCUGGCCAGCGCCCGCGACAAGAUGCUGUGCCCCUCGGAAUCCAUGCUGACCCGGUCCCUGCUGCUAGAGGUCAUCGAGCUGCACGCCAACAGCUGGAACCCCCUGACACCCCCCAUCACACAGUACUACAACAGAACCAUCCAGAAACUGACCGCCUGACAGCUCGGGGGCCUGGCGGGCAGCCCGCAGGGCAGCUGGGGCCCUGGUGCUCAGAGCCAGAUGGACAGGCGGGAAGACAGGGGUGGCCCUGGCGGGAGAGAGGCGUGGGGAGGAAGGCAGGCAGAGCCGGCGGCCAGCCUGGAGCCAGACGGGGAAGGGACCGAAGCCCUAGGAGGAACAAACCCCCAUCCGACGAGCCCCCCAGCCCGAGCAUGCGGCAGCUCGCACCAGUAAGGGCAGCAUGUGUCUUCUCCACAGUGGCCCGGCCCUCCUCCUCCCCGCCCCCUCCCAUGCAAGGCGUCCUCCCCCCUGCCCCCCGCUGGGCUGUGCCGUGUGCAGGGGUUCAUCUCCUCAGAGGCCGUGGCAGCCUGCAUGCUGGGGUACAGCUUGGGUCAGAAAGGACCUCAGAAGGCUGAAGAAAGUGGGUCGGAGAUGGGCUUGCAUUGUUCCCGCGUGCUGUCAGCCACAGUCGUCAACCGGCAGCAGGCGACAUGUAGCAGAUGUCCGGGAGGACAAAGGCAGGCACAGUCCCCACCAGCCGCCCCUAAUUGAUGGCCUUUGUCCGCGCGGCCGGCGGGCUGGGGGACGGGGCGAUCUCCUCUAACCUUCGCGUUCGGCCCUCCCGCCUUCCAGCCUUGUCCCUCAGCGCCCCCCACCCCUGAGCUGCAGGCCCAGAGGGGGCCAGGGGCCUCGAGGGGAGACAGAGUUUGCAGUUCUACUUGCACUCCUUUGUUUUAUUGUGUUUCACUGUUUUCAAAAGUCAGCUGCUUUGAAGUCUCCUCUCUCAGUGCCGAGGGCCCCGCAAUGUGAUCACACAGUCAGCCCCGCGAGAAACCCCUGAUUAGUGGGAGAUCAAACCCGGCCCCCCUCUGGAAGGAUCCUAGCCACAGACGGCUUGCCAGUAGCCAAUUAGGGUAAUUGGAAACUUCUGCCCCUGCAGGGGUCCCCGCUGGAACCCCAUGCUCCUCGGCCCCUGGCUUCUCUGUUCUCUGUUUCUAGCUUCCUUCCUCAAAGGGCCGAUACUGUCGCCGCUGGGAGAGCGUUAAACCUGUCCUGGCCUGGGGCCUGGUAGUGAACCGGACUCAGAAAGAGGCUGGCGAAUUAAAACCGAAAAGCCCAGUGAUGCUUCCCCGUGCCACACACACAGGUCUUGUCUCAAGCUCUCCCUGGGGGGCAGAUACAAGGGAGAGGGGGACACCUGGUUCCCUGGGACUAACUCAACGAGCUGAGUCCUCAGCCGUGGUCUGUGCCCGCUGGGGGGCCUGUCUCUGGGUACUACUGCCCCAGGGCUGGUGGGAGGGGUGUGUUUGCUGAGUCAUGAGCAGGACUGUCAGGGGAUCCCAGCAAGCCACCCGCUUUCCAGGCUGGCAUAAAGGCUGGGGACGCUUGGAGAGGCCAAGUCCUGGGGGCAGCCCCUUCUCUGAUGGCUGGGGAGGAGGAUGAGGGGCGGGCCCUGGGAGGCUGGCUUCGGGUCGUCUCUGGUGUCUGCACAGCCCCACUCCUGGUCUGGAGCCCCCAUUUCCGUGAGGCCUCAGAAUGUGGCCUCAGAGCCCAGCAGUGUCCUUACUUGCUCUUCGGUUGAGGCCUGGGUCACCUUGAACCCCUACCCCUGGCUGACUGGUCUGAUCAGGCUGGAGGAAAUGUCCCCUUGUUGAGUCUAGGAGAGCAGACGGGUGGGGGUGGGGGGCGGCUUCCUCUGUACCCCUGGCUUAUCCAUCCCACCAGCCGCCACCUGCCCGCCAGUCCCCAGGAAGAGCCUGUUAGGGAACAAGGGGAGGGGCACAGUUUACUUGGAAGAGGUCAGUGGCCUCUGCCAAGGAGUCCACACUGUCCCACCCCUGCCUUCUCUGCCCCCUCCCCUUCCUCCCAAGCUCCUCCAUCUUCUCACUGCCUUUCCUGCAACUUUUGGCUCAGUCUGGGCCCAGGGACACCAGAGGCCCCACAGGAGGCCUUGAGGGAAGAGCUGGGCUGACGUCAGGAUGCUCAGAGAGGCACCAGGGAAAUCGCGGCCCCACGGGGUCAAGCAGCCCCCAGCCCGGCAAGCAGCCGCUCCCUGGCUGCCCUCUGAGACCCGCACCUGGGCUGAAGGAAGGCCCUGCUUCCCUCAAGAGAGGUGUGUGUGAGUGUGAAUGUGUGUGUGUGUCUACAUGAGUGCAUCUACUGAGAAGGAAGCAGGGCCCCGGAAGAACGCUGAAGCCUAAAAGUGAGGCUGAAAGUAGAGGAAGCAGAAGAGGGGGUCUCCCACCCCAGCCUUGGGCUCAGAGAGCAGGCUACCUGAAGGGGCCCCAGACACCACGCGCUCGGGGGCGAUGUUCCCUGGACGGCUGGGCAAGUUAACAUCUCGGGCACCGCCUUCCUAAGGGCCCCUUCCUCCCGACAGCCUGCCUUGGUGGUCUUGCCUCAGGGCCAGCCCCGCCUUGACUGUUAGGACCAGAGUGGGAAGGAGUGAGCUAUAAAUAUGUAUACAUAUAUAAAUAUAUUUUUAAUUACGUGUCGUGUCACCGUGGCCUCCAGACAUAUAUGGUUCGCUUAGUUAAUUCCACUGCUUGAGCGCGCUUCCUGGCUGAUCUGCAUAACCGUCGAAGCUGUGUUUCUAAAUGCAGGUUGCUGCCACUUUUUCAGAUGUGGAAGGAAAACGUUCCCCCGCCCCCCCCCCCCAAAAAAAUUUUUUUUUUAAGGAAAAAAGAGUAAAGCCUAAACUCUGAGGCAGCUUCUCACAGGAGACUACUUAGGAACUCGGGGGCAGACAGGUGCCCUCAGACCUCCGCCCCCGCCCCAGGCCAGAUCCCCUUGCUGACAGGGAGGCCGUGUCCGAGUUGACCUCUGAAUGUAUUUGAUGGGAGGCGAAACCGGGUGUUGCUUAGUCCUCUGAGUUCUCAGUCCUCUUCUAAGGCUUGUGCGGUUUUCCCUCCUCGCCCGUGGCUCCCACAGCUCUGAGGAGGUCCCGCCAUCCUGACACGCGUCCUGUUUCUCCUGCCAGUCAAGACGAGGCAGUCACGGUUUUCCUCUCAGGCAGCCCGCCUGCUCGCCACAGUCCUGCUCCCACGGGCCUCAUGGCUCUGCCUGAGCUCUGGGACCGCAGAGGCACCCCCUCACCACCCGCAGCCUCCCUUGGGAGGCGGGAGCCCCCCGCACCCUCCCCAGCAGGUGUGCACCCCCAAACCCACUCUUCGUCUACUCAUCCUUCCUUAACCUGUCUGUACACCUUUAAGGUUUGGGGAUCGUCCUGUCCAUCCGUGUAAAUGUAAAUGUGGGCCGAGUCGGUAUUUAUUCUAAUUUUUAUUUUUUAUUUUAUUUUCUCUGAUGGCUGGGGAGGGAGGGGGUGUGGGAAACAUACCGCUCUGAUCACGCCCUGGGCAGCUGCAGGGGCGGGGGCCCAGACAGCCAGGCCGCCGCAGGAGCAGCCCCGAGGGGCCGCAAAGACGCCAAGCCCCAGGCUCUUAUCUGGCAUCAGAAGCCGGCCAGUGUUCCUCGUCCCGACAGACUGUCCAGCCUGCCCGCGAAGUCCUGUCCCUCAGCUGCCGGCGCUCUGUUGGGAAACUGCAGGCUGGGCCUUUGAGGACACAGAUCAGAGAAACGGCAACUCUCCUCCUCUGUUCGGGACACUGGCACAUAAGGGCUGCCUGCCUCGCCUGAGCCAGCUGGGAGCCUGGCGACGGGUCCUACCUCCCCAGAGCAGGGGGCCGGGGGCUUCCUGCCAAAGCUGCGGCAGAACCCUGCUCAUGCGACGACCACCUUCCCUCCCUUGGUAUGUCCUGCUUUCCAGCUCAACCCAAACUACAAGUGGGUUUA